AUGCCUCUCGGUCAUAGCCCAGCGGCGGGCUCGUCCAGCGCAGAGACGCCUCGUGCAUCGUCUAAUUUAGCCGAUUACAAACGACGGCGCGGAAUGGUUAAGGGCUCAUGCACGCGUAUGGAGACUUUUUUAAACAAUAUAGUCACAUUAACCGACGAUACCCGAGCGCAGGUAGAAAUUCGUCAAACCCGUCUAGAAUCGUUCUGGGAGGAUUAUUGUAAAAUACAAACGCAAAUUGAAAUGAUCGACGCGGAGGAGUCAAACGAUAGAAUCGAGUUCGAAGAUUCAUUUUAUGCAUUAUGUGCGCGAUUUCGCCGACUUUUACAAUGCGACCAUCAAUCGAGCGCGCGAAGAGGUUCCACGCAGAGUUCGACAAGAGUCGAGAGCGAGGCUAUAUCUCAUGUACGAUUGCCAAAAAUUAAUUUGCCAAUUUUUUCGGGAAAAUACGAAGAUUGGUUUCCGUUUCGAGAUACUUUUAUAACGAUAAUUCAAAAUAACACGUCGUUGAGCGAUGUUCAACGGUUUCAAUAUUUACGGGCAUCGUUAACGGACAAGGCACUCGACAUUGUGAAACCUUUAGAAAUUUCUGGAAACAAUUAUGACCUUGCGUGGAGCCUCUUAAAAGAACGAUACGAUAACAAACGCGUGAUUAUACAAACUCAUGUGCGGGCAAUAUUUGAAUUGCCAGUUAUAACAAAGGAAAAUGCGAUCGACCUUCGGCAAUUAGCUGACGGGGCAUCGAUACAUAUUCGCGCGUUAACGGCAUUAAAUUGUAAUGCCGAUAAAUGGGAUGCUUUGCUUAUUCAUAUUAUAACGUCUAAAUUAGACGCAAUUACGUCGCGUGAGUGGCAUGCUUCGUUGCAGGGCUCUGAAUUGCCCACAUUUAAGGAGCUAAUUACCUUUCUUUCACAUCGCAGUCAGAUUCUGGAAGAAUCCGCGAGAAAGAGUUCGAUCUCGUCCGUUCGCUCCGACUCUCGAUCGCAAUCGCGUUCUAACGUUGGACGUCAAGCAUUGCACACGACUGUCGAGAGGGGCAAGUGCAAUUAUUGCGCCGGCGAGCAUUUAAUUUAUUUUUGCAAGGAAUUCUUGAAACUGCCAAUCAGCCAGCGAAUCGCGGAAAUGCGUAGCAGGAGAAUGUGCCUCAACUGUUUGCGUAGUCAAAAUCACAUUGCAACCAAAUGCCCUUCUGGCAGUUGCAGAACGUGCAAUUUAAAACAUAAUACGUUAUUGCAUAUACCCAAGAAUGAGAGAGAGAUAAAUAACGCGGGCGCGUCGUCGGUGCCGAUCGACUCGUCGCCGAUCGCGGACGGGCGAUCGGCCGUCGCGACUCACAGCGCGGUCGAGCGAAGCGAUACGGAGGUGUUGCUCUCGACGGCGAUCGUUUAUUUAUACGAUGCGAACGGUGCUCGCAGGACAUGCCGUGCUCUGUUGGACUCAGGGUCACAGGUGAAUUUCGUGACAACCAAAUAUGUAAAGUUGUUGGGUUUAAAACCGCAAUCCGUAAAUUUCUCGGUGUCAGGCAUAUACGGUGACACAUCUAUUUCGAACGAAAACGUAGACAUCAAACUACAAUCGCGAUUCAAUUCAUUCGCGGCUGAGAUCGAGUGCAUCGUGGCGGAGCGAAUCAUAAGGGACAAGCUUCCGUUAAACACUAUUAAACGUGAAAAAUUCAAACUGCCUUCCAGCGUCGAGUUGGCGGAUCCGCGAUUCAACGUGUCGUCGGACGUCGACUUGUUAAUAGGCGCCGAUCUAUUUUGGCGAUUGUUGUGCGUGGGGCAGAUUCAGGCGACUUCCGGGUAUCCGAUCCUUCAAAAAACACGUUUGGGGUGGAUUGUGGGCGGACGCGCACGCGUCGGUGCAUCGCGACCGGAGACUGGGCUGCACUCGUUUCACGUAUCAAUUAGCAAUUUAAAACUUCACGAACAAAUCGAACGAUUUUGGCGGAUCGAGGAGUUAGGCGAUUCGAGUCAUUACACCAAGGACGAGCGCGCAUGUGAAACCCAUUUCAUAAACAACGUGUCAAACAAUAACAAGGGCAGAUACAUCGUGACGCUGCCCAUCAAAAACGAUAUUUUGCAAAGGCUGGGAGACUCGCGCGAAAUAGCAAUGAAGCGAUUCCUCGGUCUUGAAAGGCGACUUCAUCGUGACUCAAAUAUGAGGACUUCAUAUGUUCAAUUUUUACGCGAAUAUUUAGCCUUGGGACACAUGCGACUCGUACCCGCACAUGCGGUCGAUAGGGAAUCCGUUUAUCUGCCUCAUCAUGGGGUGUUUAAGGGGAUCGGCCGGAAUGCAAGGUUACGUGUGGUUUUUGACGCAUCGUGCAAAACCACGUCGGGAAUUUCUCUGAAUGACGCCUUGAUGAUAGGUCCUACGGUUCAGCAGGAUUUAAUAUCAAUUAUCACUCGUUUCCGCACGUUCGCGUACGUCUUUACUGCAGACAUAGUUAAAAUGUAUCGACAGAUACUUAUCCAUGAGUCACAGCUACAUCUGCAACGAAUAUUGUGGCGCGAGAACUCGAAUUCGCCGGUCGGUACUUACGAGUUGCUUACCGUUACUUACGGCACGAGCUCGGCGCCGUUUCUCGCAACGAGAUGCCUUCAACAUUUGGCACAAAAACAUGCCCUCGAUUAUCCUGCGGGGGCGCAAUGCGUUCUUCGGGAUUUUUAUGUAGAUGAUUUACUCGCGGGCGCCAAUACAUUGUCCGAAGCGGAGCGCAUUCGUGACGAGGUGAUAGCCUUAUUAAAGCGCGGACAGUUUGAGCUCGGCAAAUGGUCAUCGAAUUGCCAAGAACUGUUACAGGGCAUUAGUGACACAACGAGUGCGGAGGUGUUAUUAGGCGAUGAAUCGAGCUCAAAAAUAUUGGGAGUCGCAUGGGAUCCGUCCAGCGACGGAUUUCGCUUCGGAUACAAUUGCGGCGCACCGACGAGUAGCAUAACGAAACGGACGAUCUUGUCGGAAAUCGCGAGUCUUUUCGACCCUUGGGUUUAUUAG
Messenger RNA from Nylanderia fulva, 2991 nucleotides. NCBI's taxonomy places the organism in Eukaryota, Metazoa, Arthropoda, Insecta, Hymenoptera, Formicidae. The record is from RefSeq and is a predicted model, not a curated record.